Aedes albopictus (Asian tiger mosquito) is the source of this 1620-nucleotide messenger RNA. RefSeq lists its product as uncharacterized. Gene Ontology annotation, biological process: larval heart development; cell adhesion involved in heart morphogenesis. The transcript has a single exon. Gene Ontology annotation, cellular component: extracellular matrix. The record is from RefSeq and is a predicted model, not a curated record. Gene Ontology annotation, molecular function: catalytic activity. Bases 1 to 1620 code for a protein of 539 amino acids. NCBI's taxonomy places the organism in Eukaryota, Metazoa, Arthropoda, Insecta, Diptera, Culicidae.
AUGGAAGCCCCCGACCCGUCUAACUCAGUCGAGCCCUGCUGCCAGCGUCAACUCAGCCGUCCUGGUCCUGUAGUUGAGACUGAGGAACGGGGCUUCCACCGUGCCUCGCCAGGCAAGUACCCUAAUAUUAGCAUUGCUUCGCGAUCUGAUUCGUCCUCCGUUCCUAGCAUCGAACCCUUGCCACCGGCUUUGGAACUGGCAUGCUACAAUGAUUCCGAAUCAUCGCCGCAUGACGCUGAUCCGAAUUCCUGCUUACCGGCACUUCCGACUUCAUCGAGGUCCUCAUCGUUCGCACCGUCCGCAACAACACGAACAAACGUUUCACCGGCCUCCGCAAGUAUCCUGAUGUACUAUCAAAAUGUUGGUGGGAUCAACAGCUCUAUCGCCGAGUACCAGUCAGCAAUCAGUGACGGCUGCUACGAUGUCUACGCUCUUUGUGAAACCUGGCUGAAUGAAAACACCUCGACGAGUCAACUGUUCGACGACUCGUAUUCCGUCUAUAGGCAGGACCGGUCACCUUCAAACAGCAACAAAAGUUCCGGAGGUGGCGUUUUGCUGGCUGUGCGAUCGUGCUUCAAAUCGCGUGUGCUUAAUCCCCCUGGCGGUCCGAUGGUCGAGCAACUAUGGAUCGCUAUCACAACAGCUGACGCAACGCUUUAUUUGUGCUUGGUUUAUAUACCACCUGAUCGAGUAAACGAUGGCGAUAUGAUCGAGAACCACCUCACCUCGCUCGAUUGGGUUGUUGCUCAGUUGGGGCCCAGAGACAACGUUAUCAUCGUCGGAGAUUUCAAUCUGAGUGCAAUUUCUUGGCAACGCACCUCCUGUGGGUACCUCUUUCCGAUUUCUUCUCGAUCCUCUAUUAGCGCAGCAUCACGACAGUUGCUCGACGCGUACUCCACCGCUAGACUUAGGCAGUUGAAUGGUGUCGAAAAUGAAAACAAUCGAAUCCUCGACCUGUGUUUUUUCAGCGAGGAAAUAUCCAUGGACGGCGUAGUCAUGCAAGCCCCCUCUCCACUCGUUAAAAUCUGUCGGCAUCAUCCCCCUGUGCUAGCGAGAAUGGAAAUAUCCCCUCAAUUCCGCUUUUGCGAUACGGUGGAAAAUGUAUCCUACGAUUAUAGUAAGGCUGAUUUCAAUAAAAUCAACGACUUUCUGGCACAUGUCGAUUGGGACGACGUUUUUCGCGAUUUGGAUGCCAAUCUCGCUGCGUCAACGCUUUCUGGAAUUCUGUGGUAUGCCAUAGACCAGUAUGUUCCAACAAAAUCUGAACGUGCGGCGCCCAAGCCGGCUUGGUCAAAUGCCGAUCUAAGAUGUCUCAAGAGGUUGAAGAAGGCAGCCCUUCGGCGACAUAGCAAACAUCGGACCGACGCUACUAGAGCAGUAUAUUUGGAAGUGAACACCGAAUACAAGAAACUCAACGAUCGUCUCUACAAUGCCUAUCAAGAGCGUCUACAAAACAGCCUGAAAUCGAAACCGAAAAGAUUUUGGCGUCAUGUCAAUGACCAAAGGAAAGAAUCGGGAUUGCCUUCUACCAUGACCGAUGGCUCGAUCAUGGCAGACUCUACCACGGAUAUAGCCUUUUCCGCACUCAAUUUAGCAACGUGUUUACCAACGAACACUUGA